GACAUAUCAGAAAUAAAAAAAUGGAGAGACAACUUUGUAACAGAACAGAGUGACAUGGGGGUAAACAUUGAACAACUGACUAAAAAACAAAAACAGAAUUUUAAAAACCUCAGAAAACAAAUGAGUGAACAAGAUAACAAAGUAAAGGAGCUGAACAAAGAAAUUGAAAGUUUAAACGAAAAAGAAAACAAGUCAAACAAAACAUUAGAGAAAUUAACUCUAGAUAUGAAAGAAUAUGAAAACAACUUACUGAAAAUAAAUAAAGAGAUGCAAGAUUACACAGACAAAAUAGACAGUAUAACACAAGAAAUUAAAAGACAUUCAGAUCAUAUAUCUACCCUACAAGAAGAGAGUUAUAAAAUCAAGCUUAACACAUCAACUCAAAUAGAAAAGCACAAGUUGAUGUACAAACUCCUACAACAAAGGUUGAUGCCCAUUGACAAACUGAUUCAAAUCUUUAACCAGAACUUGGAAACAAAGGAAAAAAGAAUAACAAAAGUAUAUGUUUAGUAAUUUGAUUAUGACGUUGAUAAUUAUGUAUUAAUAUUAUUAACACUAUGUUAAUAGACCAGUUAAUAACAUCACAAUGCAGCAAUUUUAUGUUCUACGUAACUAUGUGAGAUUUUCAAUCAUUUUAUAAAAUCGUUUUUAGCUGGAAAAUAUUGAAGAUAUUAUUUCAAA
This is a messenger RNA of Physella acuta, 681 nucleotides long. RefSeq names its product coiled-coil domain-containing protein 18-like. Lineage: Eukaryota; Metazoa; Mollusca; Gastropoda; Physidae. The record is from RefSeq and is a predicted model, not a curated record.